AUGAAAUAUAUAACAAGAGAUAUAAUAACUUCUAAUACAAUAGAAGAAGUUGCUACAACUACAGCAGCACCAAACUACUUAAAUGAUUUUUUUAUAGAUUUGUUGUGGUUUAUUAUAAUUCAAAUUUUAGUAAUUAUUCUAAUUAUUGUACUUGCUAUUCUAAUAAUUUUAUUACUAGUCUUUUUUAAUACUGGGUGGGAAGAAGUUAAAGAUUUUAUGUUAAAUAUAGCCUAG
Messenger RNA from Nematocida parisii ERTm1, 234 nucleotides. RefSeq lists its product as uncharacterized. NCBI's taxonomy places the organism in Eukaryota, Fungi, Microsporidia. The transcript has a single exon. The coding region runs from base 1 to 234 and encodes 77 amino acids. The record is from RefSeq and is a predicted model, not a curated record.